CUUUCAAGCUUUUAGAAUCAAACUUUCCACUUUUGCCCUCGUUAUCGUUGAAAAGUGUAACUGUGCUAUAUAAAUAUCAGACUUCUUCACCCUCUACUAUUCAUUCAUUUUUUUCUCUAGGCAAUGUGAGAAAAAGAUAAGAGGAAUAAAUAUCUGACAGAAAAAAAUAUGGGUUCAAGUUCUAAAGAACUGAAUUUGGAUUUGAACUGUGUUUACGUGCCGAAAAUCAUUUCAGAUGUUUUAACAGAAGUUUCUGCCAUAGAUGAUAUAUCUAAGAAAUUGUCAAAGCUCAAUCACUUUGUUCUUUCUUUAGAAGAAGAACUCAGAAAGAUCGAAGCUUUCAAACGUGAAUUGCCCCUUUGCAUGGUUCUCCUAAAAGAUGCUAUUGAGAGAUUAAAGGAGGAAGCUUUGCAGUAUAAGGGAAAAGGUAAAAGGCCUGUGAUGGAGGAAUUCAUUCCAUUGAAAAGUAAUUCUAAUGAAAGUGGAAGGGUAAAAAUGUCAAAUGACAUAAGUGAUAAGAAAAAGUGGAUGAGCUCUGCUCAGCUGUGGAGCACCCCAGUUCACUAUGAAAGCAUUGAUCUUGGAAAGCAGGGACAGUUUUUACAGCUAAAAUCUAGUGGUGCAGAAGGGAGAGAGAGAGAGAAUGAAUACGAGUUAGGAAUAUAUAAAUUGAAGAAUGACAGAGGGGCAUUUAUGCCAUUUCAAGAAAAUUCUGUCCGAUCGGUGAAAGAUGAGAAAAAUGGUAAACCAGUCAAUGAUUUGUCCCUGUGUAUGGCAGUGGGUGAGAGAGAAGAGGGUCCAAAUCCAGUUGAUGUGAGUGUGAAAAUAGAUAACGGCGGCGGCAGAUCAAAUGGGUGUAGUAGUAAUUUUUUACAGGACAAAUCACAGCAGAGGAAACAGAGGCGUUGCUGGUCUCCAGAAUUGCAUCGUAGAUUUGUUGAUGCUCUUCAUCAACUUGGAGGUCCCCAAGUGGCUACACCAAAACAGAUAAGAGAGAUCAUGCAAGUGGAUGGCCUAACCAAUGACGAAGUGAAAAGCCAUUUACAGAAAUUUAGACUUCAUGUCCGAAGAGUCCCAGUAUCGGGUUGUUCAUGGUCUACAAUGGAUGAAAUAGGAGAGUCUUCAAAGACAAAUGCUACACAAUCUGGUUCGCCUGAAGGCCCUCUUCAUUUUACUGGUUCAGGUUCAGCUAAAGGGGUGUCUAUAAAUGAAGGAGAAACAAUGGAAGAAAAUGAAGAAGAGGAUAAUAAAUCAGAAAGUUAUACUUGGAAUGGACAAAUUCCAAAGAGCAUUGAAGCUCAUGUUUAACAUCAAGUAGCCAUAAAUUUUGCAGCUACAGAAAUAGGACAGACAAAACAUAGUAACAAAUAACUGAGAAUGGCUGAGUUCUUUAAAAACAGGAAAAUAGGAAAUAGAUAUCUGCUGGUUUUAACAUGCUUGUUGUGAAAUCAGGUUUAACUUUAAACAUCUUUGAUUGUUUUUCUUUUUUACAUUGUAAGUAGGACUCAUAAUUUGGAUAGUCAGAUAUUGAUACAGCUGGUCGGGUCCGGUGAAACUGGAGAGGAAUUAUCAAUUUACAAACUAUAUUAAGCUUUAUAUACUGUUCAAAAUGCUUUUAGUAUUAA
Messenger RNA from Nicotiana tabacum (common tobacco), 1625 nucleotides. Its product is annotated as transcription factor HHO5. Lineage: Eukaryota; Viridiplantae; Streptophyta; Magnoliopsida; Solanales; Solanaceae. Gene Ontology annotation, molecular function: DNA-binding transcription factor activity; DNA binding. Gene Ontology annotation, biological process: regulation of DNA-templated transcription. The record is from RefSeq and is a predicted model, not a curated record.